CCGGAACAAGUUUCAGGCCCUCCUCUCCUCUCGCAGCACUAGAAGCAGCAGCAGCAGCAGCGAUUGGUCAGGGAAGAGAGGGAACCACGAUGAGCGGCGGAGGACAGGAUCUCCAGCUGCCGCCGGGGUUCCGGUUCCACCCGACGGACGAGGAGCUGGUGAUGCACUACCUUUGCCGCCGCUGCACCGGCCUGCCCAUCGCCGUCCCCAUCAUCGCCGAGAUCGACCUCUACAAGUUUGAUCCAUGGCAGCUCCCCAGGAUGGCGCUGUACGGCGAGAAGGAGUGGUACUUCUUCUCCCCGCGGGACCGCAAGUACCCGAACGGGUCGAGGCCCAACCGGGCGGCCGGAUCCGGGUACUGGAAGGCCACCGGCGCCGACAAGCCCGUGGGGUCGCCGAAGCCCGUCGCCAUCAAGAAGGCGCUCGUCUUCUACGCCGGCAAGGCGCCCAAGGGCGAGAAGACCAAUUGGAUCAUGCACGAGUACCGCCUCGACGUCGACCGCUCCGCGCGCAAGAAGAACAGCCUCAGGUUGGAUGAUUGGGUCCUGUGCCGCAUCUACAACAAGAAGGGCGGGCUGGAGAAGCCGCCGGUUGCCGGCGCCGCGGCAGCGGACCGUAAGCCGGUGUUCGGCAGCCAGGCGGCUUUGGUGAGCUCCCCGCCGGAGCAGAAGCCGUUCGUGGCGGCGCCGGGCGGGAUGCCGCCGGCGUUCGCUGACUCGUGCGGCUCGGGGCAGGUGCUGUCGCCGGACCAGUUCGCGUGCGACCGGGAGGUCCAGAGCCAGCCCAAGAUCAGCGAGUGGGAGCGCACCUUCACCUCUGACCCUGUCAACCCCGCCGGCUCCAUGCUCGACCCCACAGCCACCGGCGCUGGCGUCGGCCUCGGCGGCGACCCGCUGCUGCAGGACAUCCUCAUGUACUGGGGCAAGCCGUUCUAGACCGCUUCACAAGCAAAAGCGAAGCGACCCCAUCCUGAGCCGGCAGUGCAACCGUACGGUGUGUGCUUGACUCUGGCGAGCCGCCAUAGUUGACUAUUAAGAGUUUAAGAUGGAUGGACCGGAUGGAGAUUAUGAGACGAACGGACGGACGGACGAAGAAGAAGACUUUGAGGCGGCAAUGAGACCGUGUGGCCCAGCAAGCCGGGAGGGAGAUUUGAUGGCGCAUUGCAUUGGCGGUCGAUCGUGCGAAGCAUGUGUGUGUACGUGUUCGUAUACAUAUUAUACGUACAUGGUGAUUGAUUCGGUGCAGGAGUUUCUGUUCCUUCAUUGGUUAAUUGAUUAUUGUAACGGCUUUGUAUAGGACCGGUCCAAUGGUGAUAGUGUUAAGCUAUUCGUCAAGCGAAGUGAACAAUACUCCGUAUUGUAGCUGUGGCUCUUCGAAGGAAAAAAGGGAUACAGUUAGUACUA
Messenger RNA from Phragmites australis (common reed), 1403 nucleotides. RefSeq names its product NAC domain-containing protein 48-like. NCBI's taxonomy places the organism in Eukaryota, Viridiplantae, Streptophyta, Magnoliopsida, Poales, Poaceae. The coding region runs from base 90 to 935 and encodes 281 amino acids. Gene Ontology annotation, biological process: regulation of DNA-templated transcription. The record is from RefSeq and is a predicted model, not a curated record. Gene Ontology annotation, molecular function: DNA binding. The transcript has 3 exons.